This is a messenger RNA of Hypoxylon trugodes, 4613 nucleotides long. Its product is annotated as xanthine dehydrogenase. Bases 153 to 4274 code for a protein of 1373 amino acids. The transcript has 3 exons. Gene Ontology annotation, molecular function: 2 iron, 2 sulfur cluster binding; iron ion binding; xanthine dehydrogenase activity. The record is from RefSeq and is a predicted model, not a curated record. NCBI's taxonomy places the organism in Eukaryota, Fungi, Ascomycota, Sordariomycetes, Xylariales, Hypoxylaceae.
CUUUUCCCUACCAAGUUUCGGAGAUCCGGCUGUACACCAUAAUAGUUAUAGUCACACAACCUCCGACCAGAAAUAAAGCAUUUACAUGGAGUCUUGAGUUUACUAUAUCAUUUAGUUGGAGCCAUCGGAGUAGAAAGAAGAAGUUUGGCAUCAUGGCUCCCAUCGCUAUCUCACCCGAAAGAGACCCAGCGCUACAGAGCGGGGAGUCAGCGCUGACCACCGUAUUCGAUGACACCAUCCGCUUCUACCUUAAUGGUACUCGCGUCGUGCUCGACGAGAUCGAUCCCGAGGUUACAUUGCUUGAAUAUCUAAGGGGUAUUGGCUUGACCGGGACCAAGCUUGGCUGCGCGGAAGGCGGAUGUGGUGCUUGUACCGUCGUGGUCAGCCAAUAUAACCCGACCACCAAGAAAAUAUAUCACGCCAGCGUCAAUGCCUGUCUAGCACCGCUCGCAAGUGUGGACGGAAAACAUGUUAUAACAAUUGAAGGCAUAGGAAAUGUGAAACAGCCUCAUCCUGCCCAAGAGCGAAUCGCCAAGAGUAAUGGAAGUCAAUGUGGAUUUUGUACCCCCGGAAUUGUCAUGAGUUUAUAUGCCUUAUUGAGAAACAACGAAAGACCCACCGAACAUGAUAUCGAGGAAGCUUUCGACGGGAAUCUCUGUCGAUGUACUGGAUAUCGCCCGAUCCUGGAUGCUGCUAACACUUUUAGUGUGAAAAAUGCCUGCGGUAAAAGCACGGCGAGUGGCGGUUCCGGCUGUUGCAUGGAAAAUGGCGACGGCGCUAAGGGCGCAAAUGGAGGAUGCUGUAAGAGCAAAAGCCUAGACGAUGGGCAACCCAUCAAAAGAUUCACACCACCGGGCUUCAUCGAAUACAAACCAGAUACCGAGCUCAUAUUCCCACCGACACUAAGAAAGCAUACAUUCAAACCUCUUUCCUUCGGAAAUAAGAGGAAGAGGUGGUAUCGCCCCGUUACACUAGCUCAAUUGCUUGAGAUAAAGAGCACCUUUCCCAAUGCUAAGAUUAUCGGCGGUAGCACAGAAACACAAAUCGAGAUCAAAUUCAAGGCUUUGCAAUACCCGGUCUCAGUCUUCGUUGGCGAUAUCCCUGAAUUGCGACAUUACUCUUUCAAAGAGGAUCACCUAGAAAUUGGUGGAAACGUCGUACUCACAGACCUCGAGAAUAUUUGCCUGGAAGCUGUCAAGCGGUAUGGCGAAGCGAAAGGUCAGGUUUUCCAAGCCAUGCACAAGCAACUCAAGUAUUUUGCUGGGCGGCAAAUUAGAAAUGUCGGUACACCCGCCGGAAACCUAGCUACCGCUUCUCCUAUUUCCGACCUGAAUCCCGUGUUCAUGGCGGCGGACUGUGUCUUAGUGGCUAAGUCUCGGAGUAAAGAGAUUGAGAUUCCUAUGGCCGACUUCUUUAAAGGCUAUCGCAAAACAGCCUUAGAACCGGACUCCAUCCUCGCAUCAAUUCGUAUUCCUCUAACCCGCGAAAAGGGCGACUACUUCAGAGCCUACAAACAGGCAAAACGUAAAGAUGACGAUAUUGCAAUCGUCACUGGGGCGUUGCAUGUUAGGUUAGAUACGAAGGGAAUUGUUGAGCAUUGUAAUUUGGUCUAUGGAGGCAUGGCACCCUUUACCAUUGCGGCGAAGAAGGCCAACGAGUAUCUCAAUGGCAAACUAUUCGCCCAUCCUGAUACCCUAGAAGGGGCUAUGAAUGCACUUGAGUCCGAUUUCGACCUUGCAUUCAGCGUCCCGGGAGGUAUGGCCUCAUACCGAAGAUCACUAGCACUCAGUUUCUUCUAUAGGUUCUACCACGAUGUAUUGUCGGGUAUCAAUGUGGAAAGUGAACACGGCGAUAGUCAAGCCGUCGAAGAGCUAGAGAGGGUGCUGUCGACCGGUUGGAAGGACCUCGAAGCCACUUCCGAGUACACCGAUGGCCCUCUUGGAAAGGCAGGUAACCAUGUAGCAGCUUUGAAACAAACCACGGGAGAAGCACAAUACACCGAUGACAUCCCCCCGCUGAAGAACGAACUUCAUGGGUGCUUGGUGCUGUCUACAAGAGCGCAUGCAAAAAUCAAGUCAAUUGAUUAUACAGAGGCGUUAGAUAUUCCCGGGGUUAUCGACAUAGUUGAUCACAAUGAUCUACACGAUCCUGAACACAACAAAUGGGGCGCGCCAAAUUUCGACGACUUAUUCUUCGUCGAAGAUGAGGUCUUUACGGCCGGUCAGCCAAUCGCUAUCGUCUUAGCUACAACUCAAGCAAAGGCUGUGCAAGGUGUCCGAGCUGUGAAGAUUGAGUAUGAAGAUCUUCCUGCCAUUUUUACUAUGGAAGAAGCAAUCGAAAAAGAAAGCUUUCAUAAGUUCUUCCGAUAUAUUAAGAAGGGCGAUCCGGAAGAAGCGUUCAAGCAUUGCGACUACACCUUUACGGGUGUCUCGCGAAUGGGUGGCCAAGAACAUUUUUACCUUGAGACACAUGCAUGCGUCGCUAUACCUAAGCCCGAAGAUGGCGAGAUGGAAAUCUGGAGUAGUAGUCAAAACCCCACCGAAAGUCAAGCAUAUGCGUCCAAGAUCCUAAACGUACAAUCUAAUAAAGUGACGGCUCGAGUCAAACGUCUAGGUGGCGGUUUCGGCGGGAAAGAAACCAGAUGUGUUCAUCUCAGCACAAUUUGCGCAUUAGCUGCACAGAAAACCAAGCGACCGGUGCGAUGCAUGCUCAACCGCGACGAGGAUAUGGUGCUGACGGGCCAACGACACCCUUUCCUUGCCAAAUGGAAGGUGGGCGUUAAUAAGGAUGGGAAACUUCAAGCCAUUGAUAUGGAUGUCUUCAACAAUGCCGGCUGGUCCUUCGAUUUGAGCGCCGCUGUGUGCGAACGCUCCCUGAGCCAUAGCGACAAUUGCUAUAAAAUUCCCAACUUCCAUGUCCGCGGGCGUCUAUGUAAGACCAACACGAUGUCAAACACCGCCUUUCGCGGCUUCGGCGGACCUCAGGGCUUAUUCUUCGCCGAAUCUUAUAUGUCCGAAAUUGCCGACCGCCUUAAUAUACCGGUCGAGAGAUUCCGCGAGAUCAAUUUCUAUAGACCUGGCGACGAAACGCAUUUCAACCAAGUAAUAAAAGAUUGGCACGUACCUUUGAUGUACAAGCAAGUUCAAGAGGAAUCAGAUUAUGCUAGACGCCGACAGGCUGUUGAAAAGUUCAAUGCGGAACACAAGUGGCGCAAGCGAGGACUGGCUUUGGUUCCCACCAAAUUUGGUAUUUCAUUUACCGCGCUUUGGCUCAACCAGGCUGGCGCCUUGGUACACAUCUACCACGAUGGGUCAGUCCUGGUUGCACACGGAGGCACGGAGAUGGGGCAAGGAUUGCACACCAAGAUGGUUACAAUUGCCGCGCAAGCUCUGAAAGUGCCGAUAGAAGAUGUUCAUAUUUCAGAAACAUCUACUAUGACGGUCGCUAAUACAUCGCCUACCGCCGCCUCGGCGUCAUCGGAUCUUAACGGCUACGCCAUCUUUAAUGCUUGCGAGCAAAUUAACGCUCGAUUGGCACCAUAUAGGGAGAAGCUCGGACCUAAAGCCACUAUGAAGGAACUCGCUCACGCGGCUUAUUUUGAUCGAGUGAAUUUGAGUGCCAACGGGUUCUAUAAGACGCCAGAAAUUGGCUAUACUUGGGGAGAGAAUACCGGUAAGAUGUUCUUCUAUUUUACCCAGGGUGUUGCGGCCGCCGAAGUCGAAAUCGAUUGCUUGACUGGCACUUGGACAUGUUUACGCGCCGAUAUCAAGAUGGACGUGGGUCGGUCCAUUAACCCAUCUAUCGAUUACGGUCAGAUCGAAGGUGCAUUCACACAAGGGCUAGGUUUGUUUACCAUGGAAGAAAGUCUAUGGUUGCGCAACGGGCCGAUGAAGGGGAAUUUAUUUACCAAAGGACCCGGCGCUUACAAGAUCCCUGGCUUCCGUGAUAUACCGCAGGUCUUCAACGUCAGUCUUCUCAAGGGUGUGGAGUGGGAGGAACUCCGCACAAUCCAGCGCAGUAGAGGUGUCGGCGAACCGCCCUUGUUCAUGGGAAGUUCGGCGUUCUUCGCCAUUCGCGAUGCGCUUAAAGCUGCUCGCGCCGAUUACGGCGUCAAAGCUACGUUGUAUGCAGAAGGAGAGAAGGACGAUGGCUUAUUAAGGCUAGAAAGCCCAGCAACACCCGAGAGGAUCAGACUUUCAUGUGUGGAUCCGAUCAUGGAGCGUGCGAGGGUGUUGCCAAAAGAGGGUGAGAAGAGCUUUUUGAUCGCGAUUUAGGAAAAUAUAGGCUAGUUUGUGACGGGUGGAAAGGGUCAUACGAUGGAAUGAGUGAAUAUAGCAUUGCUGGAUUAUAGAAUUUGAAUCUACUUAAGUAUCGGUCACAUGGUUCUCAUAGGCCUUGUGCAUUGAAGUAUAACAAUUAAGAAUAUACCUCUCAUCCCCUUAGGGGCAUCGUCAAUCGAAACAGCGGCUAUGCAGUUACGCCGAGGCAGUCCAGGUUCGCGAUAGUAAUCAGUGUAUACAUUACUAAUUUAUACCUAGGAAACAUCUACUAUACCUAGCUAGGUAAAUGGAGUAGACUACCAUACAUAUUCUACAAGUCCUACCCACGAUGCG